Lotus japonicus is the source of this 1347-nucleotide messenger RNA. RefSeq lists its product as uncharacterized. Gene Ontology annotation, molecular function: RNA-DNA hybrid ribonuclease activity; nucleic acid binding. The transcript has a single exon. The record is from RefSeq and is a predicted model, not a curated record. Bases 1 to 1347 code for a protein of 448 amino acids. Lineage: Eukaryota; Viridiplantae; Streptophyta; Magnoliopsida; Fabales; Fabaceae.
AUGGCGGGAGAUAAAGCAGCCCCAUUCUUUACAUGUUUGAAGAAGGAUUCAACAUUUCAAUGGACUGAAUCGUGCGAGCAAGCGUUUACCAAGUUGAAAGAAUUACUGGCAACACCGCCGGUGCUAUCCAAACCAACUCCAAAUGUCCCUUUAAUUCUUUACUUGGCGGUCACCGAUAAAGCAUUUAGCACUGUAUUACUUCAAGAAGAGAAGAAAAAGUAUAAGAUUAUUUACUUUGUUAGCCAUACUUUGCAAGGCGCUGAGUUGCGAUACCAAAAAAUUGAAAAGGCGGCAUUGGUAAUUCUGAAAACAGCAAGAUGCCUCAGACCAUACUUCCAAAGUUUCCAAGUGAAGGUUAAAACCAAAAUUCUGUUGAGACAAAUAUUACAAAAGCCUGACUUGUCAGGGCGAUUAGGCAGUUGGUCGGUAGAGUUAUCUGAAUAUGACAUUCAGUAUGAGCCAAGGGGGACCGUCACAAUCCAGAUUUUGAUUGACUUUGUGGCGGAAAUGACGCCCACUGAAGACGAGGGAGAAAGCGGUGAGUCGAUUUUAUCUGUUGAUGGAUCUUCAAAUGACAAGGGAAGUGGGGUGGGGAUAACUAUCGAAAACCCAGACAAGAUGACCAUUGAACAAUCCCAGAAAUUUGAGUUCAGGGCGAGCAACAAUCAAGCGGAAUUUGAAGCAUUAAUAGCCGGAUUAAGACUCGCCGUGGAGUUGGGAGUCCAAAAGCUGUUCAUCAAAGGCGAUUCACAGUUAGUGGUUAAAAAAUUAAAGGGAGAAUAUCAAGUAAAGGACCCACAACUUUCCAAAUACUUGGAAAUUGUGCAUAGGUUAAUGAUGGAGAUUGAAAAAGUCAGGAUAGAACAUAUCCCAAGAAGUCAAAAUGAGCGGGAUGAUGUAUUGGCAAAGUUGGCUAGCACUGGUCGAUUAGGAAAUUAUCAAACAGUCAUACAAGAAACUCUUCCUCACCCAAGUAUUGACCUUGUUGAGAUAAAACUAAAGGCGAUAAAGGCCAUAACAGACGGAGAACCCUCUUGGAUGGAGCCGAUAAAGAAAUUCCUCCAAAAUCCCCCAAAAGAAGACAAUUUGAAUACAAGAGAAAGGCGACGGGAGGCCAGCUUCUACACACUAGUGGGCGAUGAUUUAUACAGGCGGGGAAUAAUGUCACCAUUGCUCAAAUGCGUAGACAUUAAAGAUGCCCAAGGCAUCAUGGCAGAAGUUCACGAAGGUGUAUGCUCCAGCCAUAUAGGAGGGCGAUCUUUAGCAGUAAAGGUGCUAAGAGCAGGGUUUUAUUGGUCAACGAUAAAGAAAGAUUGUCUAGAGUACAUGAAAAGAUUUGUCAAGUAA